CCAACGAUGUCGUGGCGAUCUCAAUAACCAAGGUUGCGGGCAUUGUCAACACGCUAGUGUCGAAUGUGAUCGAACCAAUAUCCGUUUUCGCAAUGGCAUUUUCCUACCCAAUGAGCCUGAACUUGCAUUUCCAGAUCAGAGUAGCUGGCCCCAACUACAUGGCCAAGGUUUGUUUUCUAUUGCGCUUCCACGACGAAACUACUGAGAUCGCCAGUUUGUACUCGGGUGUGCAGCAGAGCACACAACGAUUUGCCGCUAAUGCCUUGACGCCAGUUCCAGCUCGAGUUGCAGAAAGCCAUUCACCGUCCAUCUCGUCAUUUUCCUCUCCGAGGUCAAUACAGUCUAGAUCAUCAAACACAUUGCAUUUGCUAACUGAAAGAGAAGCUGUUUUGAUGAGAAACUUUGUGGAGAACAUGGCCCUUUGGGCCGACAUCACAGACCCUCAACGGCACUUUGAAACAGAAGUUUCAGCCCGUGCAUUAAAAGAACCUUUCUUGCGUCAUGCGGUAUUUGCAUUUUCAUCGCACCAUCUAGACCGCCAGGAUGGCAGUGAUGUGGCAGAAGCAUUGCAGCAUCACAGUUGCUGUGUUCAACUACUCAUUCCCGCACUAUCUGAACCUCGAGAACAUAUUUCCGAGGACAUUCUUGCAACAGAUAAUCAAUUCCAUCUUACCGGUACGACGCACAUAUUGAAUACAGUGUCAACCUUUGGCUCCUCAGGUGGCUUGGGCGAGGCUGCUGCUUGGCUUUGUUUGCGUCAGGACAUCUAUAUUUCUCUGACAACUCAACGGCCUCUCCGAACCAAUUUGCGCAGUUUUUACCACUCCGAUGUUUUUCAAAGAAAUGACGACUUUGCAUGGUCUAGCCGCAUGGUCUUCCUGCUCGCCAAAGUUCUCCAAAGCGCUUUCACCGACUGUACGACAGCACAUGGCAUAGGAGCCGAGAUCGACGAAUGGUACUCCACUAAGCCUUAUACAUUUGAGCCUGUCAGGUCUGUUCCACGAGGUCUGGAGUCCGACCAACGAUUUCCGACCAUCUGGAUGCUAUUGCCCGUACAUGUCAUCGGCAUUCAAUACUUCCAUCUCGCCAAGAUCGUCCUGGCUGUUUCGGAGGGAUCGAACGCGUCAUCCGCCUAUGACAGUCUACGCCACUCGAGAAUAGUGGAGAAAACUGUUCGUCAUCACCUGCUCACAGUGUUGGGUCUAGCCCAUUCGAACAGCAAAGCCGAGAAUACACUGUUUACUGCACGGCACAGUCUAGUGGCCUGGGGAUGGGUCCUUCGGCAUCGCCUAGAUCAAAGGGCUGCGGAGGCUCUAUUACAAGCCAUGCAUGCAAGGACCGGCUGGAAUAUGGAUUCCCUCAUCCAGUCAUUGCGGGCACAGUGGCAGGAGGUGGAUGACAAUUGA
Molecule: messenger RNA, 1406 nt
Organism: Penicillium antarcticum
Lineage: Eukaryota; Fungi; Ascomycota; Eurotiomycetes; Eurotiales; Aspergillaceae
Exons: 8
Coding region: 93-1406 (437 amino acids)
Biological process (GO): positive regulation of transcription by RNA polymerase II
Cellular component (GO): nucleus
Molecular function (GO): DNA-binding transcription factor activity; transcription cis-regulatory region binding
Source: RefSeq, a predicted model, not a curated record